This is a messenger RNA of Cyprinodon tularosa, 383 nucleotides long. RefSeq names its product ribosomal protein L29 (gene rpl29). Gene Ontology annotation, biological process: cytoplasmic translation. The record is from RefSeq and is a predicted model, not a curated record. Bases 121 to 315 code for a protein of 64 amino acids. Lineage: Eukaryota; Metazoa; Chordata; Actinopteri; Cyprinodontiformes; Cyprinodontidae. Gene Ontology annotation, molecular function: structural constituent of ribosome. The transcript is spliced from 4 exons. Gene Ontology annotation, cellular component: cytosolic large ribosomal subunit; ribosome.
AACCUACGACAACUUUCGACAUACUUCCUCUCUUGAUUCUUCUUCUUUUCCUCUGCCCCUGCAAACUAUCUUUCUCUUCCGGUUGUCGCCUGAUCGUGUGGCAGAUAAACUAAAGUUGAAAUGGCAAAGUCCAAGAACCACACAACUCACAACCAAUCUCGCAAAUGGCACAGAAACGGCAUCAAGAAGCCCAGAUCUCAGCGCUAUGAGUCUUUGAAGGGGGUGGACCCCAAGUUCCUAAGGAACAUGCGUUUUGCAAAGAAGCAUAAUAAGAAGGGUCUGAAGGCGGCGCGGAAAGCAGCUGCUCAGAAAUGAUCUGUUUGCUUCCCCUUUGUCAUCUUUUCACAAACACCAACAUAAUAAAGCAAUGCUUUGUUAACUAA